ACGAGAUAGUGUUGGGAGUUUUGGCCGUACGAUUAUUUGUCUAUAGCAUAAGAAAUACCAUACAGGGCUAAUCGACAGGUGUAUCAGUAAACAUCCAAUACCUAUAUAACCGUACUACAGAUAGGAGUUUACCUGUACUGGAAAGGUAACAGUUCAGGUGUGAGGACUCUACUGAAACUGUCCCUGGGAGAACUUUCGUGUUAGGAGAUGUAGAUAUAUUCUUCAACUUGUUUUGUCCGGUAUUAAAUCUCAAGCGUAUUGUUACACUUGCGGAUGUACACGCGUAAGUGAAUAUUUACAUAUUUUAUUUGAUUUCAACAUCUAAUGCCGUUAUAUAGGUUGAGCGUGCCCUGACAUAAAGCACCACGAGAUAUUGAUGUUUUCUGACAUUUAACAGUGGACGUGGCUGCUAUCGCUCUAGGUAGUCCAGGAUAAACACAUCACACCUGGAGUUAAACCAUACACAGCGCAACCUGUGCCUAGUUUGGUAUUGUGUGGAAUAUUUAACAGUCAUAGGAAGUGGACAUACUUCUCUAGAUACUACUUUCAUUUGGUAAGAUACUGGAUAAGAAAUACAAUGUCUUGCGAAGUGAUUUUAAAAUGAUUUAAUGAAAGAGACAAAAUUCAUCAUGUUUCGGAUAGCUUCCUACUCCUCUGCUGAUGGCCACCCUCUGUCUCUCGAGUCAGAGCGGAGAAAGGCUAUGAGUUUAGUGUUCGCUGUUGAACGAGAACUGGAAACGUUCUACAACAAAUGGUUGAAAACGGCAAACGAUGACCAUGUGGAUGAAUGGGUCACAUACCUCACAGCUGUCAAAGGCAAGAUAGGAGUGAAACAGUGGUCCAGCUACAAAGAAUUUGCCUUUCACAUGGAAAAAGUCAAAGAACAAUCCAUCGCAAACGCCAACAAGAAGAUAUACUUGGAACUGAAAAGAGUCGUGAAUCGUGCAAAAGCAUUUGACGCCAUGAUUGUUCAAAGUAGAAGGCGACUGCAAAGUGCGCUACAUGACCAUGUACGCAAAUAUUGUCUAAGCUUCUGCCAGGAAACUGCAUGUAAAGAUAUUUUAGCAGCGCAAGAAUACGAGAAUCACAUCGGAGUGUGGACAGAGAAAGUUCUGGAUGGCAUUGCGUUGCUGGAAAACCGUUUUCGAGACUACCAUGAAUUUGCCUUGUCCAAUUUCGAAGAAUAUAUCCAACGCUACGGUACACUGUUGCAUUUGAUGUCAGAAGUCAUUGAAGUGUUUCCGAAAAUCACAGCUCCUAUCAAAGACUGGGUAACAGCAGAUGAGGCCUACCCGAGGAAACUGCUCGAUGAAUCUAACAAAUAUCUACAACAGAAGCUGGAUAUCACAGAAAACAUACGCAGGCGACAUAUGAACUCUGAGGAGCGAAAAGGAAAAGUGAAGAGGUCAGGGUUUAAUUCAAAGUUAAUAAAUGGUAAGCUCCAGCAUGUACUGACAGAGAGGAGGGUAUGUCGGAAACAGGAACUGGCAUACUCGGAUACACUGGGAUUUAUAAACGACGAAAUAGAAAUGCAGAAAGAGGACUUGAUUGAAACCCUUGAUAAACUUCAUCACAAGGACACAACGACGCAGAAAGCUGUAGAUAUGAUAAUGGAAAAUGCAGAAAGCAUAAGGCAGGAAAUCAAACAAUUGGAAAAACGUGCUAAAAUGAUAACAAAGAAAAUGAUGGAUAUCAAAAAGGGAAGAUACGAGGUGCAGAAAGAGGUUCAUAAACUGAAGAAAGUGUACGAAGGAAGUAUUAAAGUGACAUCAAGAAUGUACGAUGCAUUUGACAAAGACGAACGUGACACACGUGAACUGGAGGAAGCACAGAGGAAACUGAUAGUCAAAGUCAAAGCAGCCAAAAAGAUUCGAGACGUCAAGAUGAACGCAAUGACUGUCAAAAUGGUGCAUGCUCAUGGAUAUAUGCCAGGCUUGUUGCAGGACAUCGACAGUGGAGGACAAUCCUUCCGACCACAAUCUCUGGACUCUCCCAAGACCUCGAUACAAUCUUUUGACAAAUGGCAGCGCCUUAGUUACAGAGCGUCCAACAAGUCGCUUGACAGGGCACGUGAAAGUCUGGAGAAGCAGACGAUGACGGACAACAUGCGUCGAAUGAUCAUUGUAACAUAAGACUUCGAAACAUUGUACCUGUCCAAACCGAACAACACCGGAUUCUACUGGAUUCUGUUUACCCCAUUCACACCUGAAGACACAUUUGAACUCUUCCAACUCACAUUUUCAAGUGUCAGUACAAUUUUAAAAAGGAUAACACUUACCAGUAGCAUAGAGAUUAUCGUUAUGUGUGGAAACAUAAUGGAGCAUCAGAAUUAAUGGGACAAUACCACCGACCAGUAACACAUAUAUAUAUAGCACGUGUGGGUUGGAUGAAAUAAAAAGGGGAGCAACGUUGACUAACGUUAGUAGGGGAGUGAAAAGAAUGAGAAUAAACAUAUAAUCUAGAGUAUCAUCAGCACUGGCAAAAAUGAAAAAGUGAUUAUUUGAACAUGGGGAAUAUUAUGUCAUAGACUUAGAAUAACAUUUUAAAGCAUAAUUACUUAAUGACAGGGACAGCAACAUAACCAGUGUUACGUGGAGUAACAUAUCGGAGAAUAUUCAUAAAAUGAAAUUUAAAGAUAUCAACAUUGACUAGCAACGCAGUGUUAAGUAGCAUCAUGAAUGAAGGAAGAGGUUUCAGACUUAGUCCAAAAUUAGUACUCUUUAAAAUUUGUUCGUGCAAGGGUCAUGCGUGGACGAUUCUGAAUCGUCCACGCACGACUCUUGCAAAUUCUAUUUAGCGUCUUCACAGUGACAGCGCCACACAUAGGUAUAUAUAGAUGUUGAUUAAAAAUGACUGAAACAGAUUUCUAUAGGGAUGACCAAUUAGCAUUGCUCUUGAUGACCCAUUAGCAUUGCUCUUGUUGAUGAAUAUACAUGUAUUUAUAUAUAAAAUGUUUUUGUUUUGAAUUUGUAUUUAUUUUAUAAGCAAUCUGUGAUAAAGAACGAUAGUUUUUAUAUGGCACAUGUGCUGUACAAUUAGUGUUCAAUUGCACUUGGGAUAAAUAGUAUCAAAUUCCCUAUGACAGCCUUGUCGUUAUGACAAGUUGAAAAUAGUUUAGAAACAUCAUUUCUAAUAAUAUCUCAUUUCGUAAUUUUCGCAUUGCACAUUUAAACAUACAAAUGCAGUAUAUAUUAGACGGAUUUGUAAACAAAGCUCAACUCUUUCCAUACUUCGGUCAAUAAUACUUAACGCCACAAAAUCAUGUUGUAUCUUCAUUGACUCAACGACAAAGUGAAAUUUUCCAUUUGAGUGUUUCCUGGCUAAAUUACGGAAGAUGUUUUGCAAAGAAACAGGUUGAAUGAACUGAAUGAAAGAGUUGCUUUGUAUAUUCUUCUAUUAUAGCAUCAGGUCUCACUCGGUGUAUUCAUUACAGUAACAAGUAUGUGUUUGUCUUGCAUCGAUCAUUAAGAAUGUGUAUAAGUAUAUUUAAACUUUCCUAUAAUAUCUAUCAGUAGGUGAAUAAAGAUAAUCAAAACCAUUU
This is a messenger RNA of Mizuhopecten yessoensis (Yesso scallop), 3541 nucleotides long. RefSeq lists its product as uncharacterized. The transcript has 3 exons. Lineage: Eukaryota; Metazoa; Mollusca; Bivalvia; Pectinida; Pectinidae. Bases 609 to 2132 code for a protein of 507 amino acids. The record is from RefSeq and is a predicted model, not a curated record.